CCAUUUUUCGAGCACAAGAUUGUUUUCAAGUAACCGCAACGAACGAUGGCGGCCAUGGGCGACACGUCGGGUGACAUACUGCCGGCCAGCGAACAUGUCAAGGACAUAUUGCAAAUGACCAGAGACUCGGAGAUGAUGCAGAGUUACGUAAGGGUGGGCAAAGCCGAGGACGAGGACGGAGCUGACUUGGACGACGACCAGAGCCACGGCCGCGGUCACAGGGGAUCGGGUGUCAGCUGCGUUGGGGGGCUCAGCGUAGAACACGGCGGCGGUUCCGGGGGGAACGUUGGCGGCGUUGGUGAGCGUAAAGGGACGGGUCGGAGAAAGUUGAGGAGGCACGGCGGGCAGGCGGGCCCGGUGACCACGACGUUCAACGAGUUGACGGAAGAGUUCAAGACGCGCAAGACGACCGGCGGAAGUGGCGGUGGCGCAAGAGGAUCGGUAGGAACCGGAACGCUGGGCGGCGUCGGGAGCCUGUUGGCCGGAAGGAGGCACAAGCGCGAUUCCCGGUCCCGGUUGCUGGAAGAAGUGUACACGGACAAGGACCGCGCGGCCGCCGUCAACCUGGGCACAAGGGACAUCAAGGCGUCGUUGCGGAUGAAGCGCCGCCAAGACCGGAACCGGACAUUGCACAUACCAUCCACUGCCGAAUCGCCCACGCUUUUAGCGUUGGCCAGGCACUGCAUGAACGACGUCAAGGUGUCGCUGGACUUUAUCGACAAGGCGUUAGAAUUAAGUCCCAAUGACAAAACGGCAUUGGUGUCCAGGAGCAAAUGUUAUCUACUUCUAGGACAACCGCAGCUGGCGUUGAAGGACGCCGAAGUAGCUCUGCAAGAGGACAGCACGUACUUGAAAGCCAUCUAUCAAAAAGCAGAAGCCCUGUACCACUUGGGUGACUUUGAACACGCUCUUGUGUUCUACCACCGAGGACUGCACGUGCGACCCGAACUCGAACAGUUUCGGUUGGGCGUGCAAAAAGCCAGAGAAGCCAUCGAAAACGCCAUCAGUAAAAUGAAAGACUUGCCGAAAGACAAGUUCGGCGCGGUUGCCAUCGUCGAAGGAAACCCAAUCAAACGGGGAUCGACUCCCAGAAAAGAAGCAAAAAGUCAGUCGAAGCUGUUGCUCAGGGAAUUGUGCGUGGACAAAGACUAUCUGGAACACUUGACAACCGAUCCGAACAUAGUCAGCGCCGUCCGAGACAACAAAAAUCAAAUACUGGCCGAAGCCAUGGACGGUAUACACUUUUUGAACAGCCGAGAAGAAUUUUGGAAACAACAAAAAAUCGUCGGAUAAGCUGAAUAAUUUCUCAUUCGAA
Adelges cooleyi (spruce gall adelgid) is the source of this 1315-nucleotide messenger RNA. RefSeq lists its product as uncharacterized. The transcript is spliced from 6 exons. The record is from RefSeq and is a predicted model, not a curated record. Gene Ontology annotation, cellular component: cytoplasm. Gene Ontology annotation, molecular function: protein binding. Lineage: Eukaryota; Metazoa; Arthropoda; Insecta; Hemiptera; Adelgidae. Bases 46 to 1293 code for a protein of 415 amino acids.